Messenger RNA from Tuber melanosporum (Perigord truffle), 1419 nucleotides. RefSeq lists its product as uncharacterized. The record is from RefSeq and is a predicted model, not a curated record. Gene Ontology annotation, molecular function: sequence-specific mRNA binding; translation release factor activity, codon specific. Gene Ontology annotation, biological process: cytoplasmic translational termination. Gene Ontology annotation, cellular component: translation release factor complex; cytosol. Lineage: Eukaryota; Fungi; Ascomycota; Pezizomycetes; Pezizales; Tuberaceae. The transcript is spliced from 3 exons. Bases 82 to 1419 code for a protein of 445 amino acids.
CAAACACUUGUUAAUCCAACGAACACCUAAGAGCAGGGUAACGGCGAGAAAAAUAAAAAUAAAAACCAACCUAUCGUCAUCAUGUCUCUGCCCCAAGCAAACGACAUGGAGAAAAACAUCGAGAUCUGGAAGAUCAAAAAAUUGAUCAAAAGUCUUACUGAAGCACGCGGUAACGGAACCAGUAUGAUUUCCCUAAUCAUUCCGCCAAAGGAUCAGGUCUCCCGCGUCGGCAAGAUGUUGUCUGAUGAGUACGGCACCGCAUCCAACAUCAAAUCCCGUGUCAAUCGUUUAUCGGUUCUUUCAGCUAUCACUUCUACUCAGCAACGUCUCAAGCUCUACCACAAGGUUCCCCCCAACGGGCUCGUCCUCUACUGUGGCGAAAUCAUCACCAACGAAGGCAAAGAGCGUAAAAUCAAUAUUGCCUUUGAGCCCUUCAAGCCAAUCAACACCUCUUUGUACCUCUGCGAUAACAAAUUCCACACUGAGGCACUAUCGGAGCUUUUGGAGUCUGACUCUAAGUUUGGCUUUAUCGUGAUGGACGGUAAAGGUGCUUUGUUUGGAACUUUGAGUGGAAACACUAGAGAAGUCGUUCACGGGUUCUCUGUUGCCCUUCCCAAGAAGCAUGGUCGUGGUGGGCAGUCCGCAUUGCGUUUCUCACGACUCAGAGACGAAAAACGCCACAAUUACGUCCGCAAGGUAGCGGAGUCGGCCGUGCAAAACUUUAUUACCAAUGACAAGGUCAACGUUUCAGGUCUAAUCCUUGCUGGAGCUGCCGACUUCAAGACCGACCUUGCCCAGAGUGAACUCUUUGAUCCACGCUUGCAAGCAAAGAUUAUCAAGAUUGUCGAUGUGUCCUACGGUGGCGAUCUUGGCUUUAUUCAGGCUAUCGAGUUGGCCGAAGAGACUUUGGGCAACGUGAAGUUUGUCCAAGAAAAGAAGCUGAUCAGCAAGUACUUUGGGGAGCUAGCUCAGGAUACUGGAAAGGUUUGCUAUGGCAUCGAUGAUACACUGAGGGCCAUGGAAUUGGGUGCCGCAGAGACUGUUAUCGUCUUUGAAAACCUUGAUGUGACUCGCUGGAUUCUCAAGAGCUCCGACGGUAACCUUAUUACUCUCCACACCAAUAAAAUUCAAGAGCAGGAUCGCCAAAAAUUCAUGGAUAAGUCUUCUAGGCAAGAAAUGGAGAUUGUUGAGCAAACCUCCUUCCUUGAGUGGCUGGCUGAAAAAUAUCACGACUUUGGUGCUACCUUGGAGUUUGUCUCCGAUCGCUCCGGCGAAGGCAAUCAAUUUGUAAAGGGAUUUGGCGGAAUCGGCGCUUUGCUCAGGUACAAGGUUAACUUUGAGCAAUUACAUGAACUCGAGGAUGAGGAUGAAUACUACGAUGGUAACUUUCUAACUGUGAUUUGGAGUUAUUUGCGCUAA